Messenger RNA from Lepus europaeus (European hare), 4992 nucleotides. It is a transcript of the gene BIRC3, whose product is annotated as baculoviral IAP repeat containing 3. The record is from RefSeq and is a predicted model, not a curated record. Bases 2454 to 4268 code for a protein of 604 amino acids. Gene Ontology annotation, biological process: regulation of apoptotic process. Lineage: Eukaryota; Metazoa; Chordata; Mammalia; Lagomorpha; Leporidae. The transcript is spliced from 9 exons.
GGAAGCGGUGCGUCUGGCGGAGGCCUUUAAAGGCAGCCACAGGCGGGGCGGCAGGUGUCACUCCCGGGGACCCGGCUCGUCGGCGUUGGCGCGGUCGGCCUAGGCGACAGGGCUGCAGUGAGUGUUUACGAAGGAGGAAAACCGUUUUGCUUCAAGAUUUUUUCCCCCUAAUUUCUUCUACAAAUCAAAACAUCUCAACAUGGAGGCUUAAUUCCCUUAAAAGGGACUUAGUCUAAUCUCGGGAGGUAGUUUUGUGCAUGAAUCAACAAAUUAAUCAAUUAACCGGCGUUUUUGUUAUAGAAGCCAAAGAGUGUUAAUUUGAAAAUUUUGAUCUAAUUAUAUGAGGUAUAACUGUAUCAGUUUGAUUUUUGAAUUAGAUUUGUGGGAGUAAAGAACAGGAGUGAUUGUAGCUGGGACAUAUUAUUGAAGCAUUUUUUUUGCAAGAUUGGCUUGGCAAUUUCCUAUUGGCUGCUGUGUAGAAUAAAACAACAACAAACCUGUAUUUGUGAAGAUUUAACAAUGAUCGACAAUUAUCUAGAACAGAAAGUCAAUAGUCAACACGUGGUAAAAUUAGAGAAAUAUGCAAUUGAAUCUUUUGAUCUGUUAAGAAUUUUCUGCCAAGAAAUGUCAAUAGCAAAACAUUUUGAUAGGUACAACAAAUUUAGAGGAAAUAGGAAAGAUAAACGUGAUGACUGGUAAAGAAAUUAUCCAGUUGCAAGAUUUGUUCAAAUGGGCUGUUAUUUCUGAGGAUGAUGGUUGAAUGGUUACCUUUUGGUAAACGAACAAAGUGACUUGGAAAGCAAAUUUGUACGAAGACAGUGAUAAAUAUAAAGAAAGGUUGUAUAGCCAUGUGUGAAAUCUUGGCCAAGUGAAAGGACUGAUGAAGUUAGACACAGUGACUUCCCUUUGCAGGAAGUAUUCUUGGGUAGUGAGACAGGAUGUUUCUCCCACCACCUGGACACAGAGUACUGAAAUCUGCAGUUAGAAAACCCCGACAUUUGUGAGAUCAAGGAAACCAUGCUUGCAAAUCACUGGUAGAAAACCGCAAUGACUUGUUACUGGUCAUUGAGAGUAUUAUUGUCAGAGAACCCAUUUUCCAAUGGCUAGUAAGUCGUAAUUGGGAAAUUCUGAAAUUUGACAAGGUUUCUGCUGUUCAAAUGGUAAAUUUAUUAUUCUUUUUGUGUUGAAACGUUCUGGUUCGAGGUAUGCUAUCUGUGAAGUAAGUUCUGCCCCAAACUAAAUUUGUGUAAUUUGACUAUCCAUUUUAGACUUGGCACUUUGUGUCUUUUGAACUGUUUUUAAAAAGAAAUUCAAUUCCAGAGUGGAAAAUUUAAUGUUGGCUCUAGGGACAAUUAGGAAAACAAAAUUGUUUAAGCAGGUGAUAACUUGAAUAACUCUACCAUGUUAGCCCCAAACAAAACAUCUGGAAAGGAUUCAUUAUUUUAUAGCCAUAUCCGAAUUAUCUUAAGAAAAUUUUUGUUUAGCCAAGGGAACAUUAUAUGUAAAAUGACUCUGUUUUUCCAAAAGUACCCUGAAUAUAGUAAUUAAGUGCAAUUUUGUUAUUGGCACAAUCUCUGUUUGCAACACCUGUUAUUUACCAUAAUUAUAAGGGGUGUUUUCAGGGUCAAGCCAACCAUGCCUUUAGGAUGACAAAGCAGUAAUGUUGAGUUGCUUUAAUAGCAUGAAGUUGGGUCCAAAAGACCAACCAAGCAAAUAUACUAAUCUGAUGAUUUAUUUAAAAUAGAAUGUUUAUUUUUUUUUUAAGAUCUUAGAGUAUCACUCCAAACAAGCAUGUUUCUCAUGAUCUGUGAGGAAGUGUACCUUAAGAAGUAAAGAAUGCUGCUAAUUAAAAAGUUUUGCCAUCAGUAGUUAGACAACUGUCAAUAACAGGUAUUCAAACAGGCACCUUAGAAGCAAUGGAAGAUCGUAAUUUUUUUCCUCCUUUGACUUAGGUCUCAUGCUUUUUUUCUUUUUCCUGGCAAACAAAUUUCACAACUUCCAAAAAGCAAAAUUAAUAUGAUUUGAAUAUGUUGCUAGAGACCUUUGUGGAGCACGGCUUUGUGCCAUGAAAAGCAGCUUGCUUUGAAGCCAUUUUGUCUUUAGUUGAAUGCCACUGACUCAGGAGUUGACCUGUGCCCGGCACUCUGUGGCAUCUUGAGGACCUAGAACACUUCAGCUUCUAUCAAGUUUGAGUUAGCUUUUGUCACAGGCCACUCAUGUUUUCUUUGUGUUUCAACAGGGGUGUAUCAUGGUGUGGUGAGGUGUAACUGUCUGUUAAAAAUGUCUGUCUAGGAUGUAGAAUCUCGCAGAGCUGAAACUCUGAACUCAGAGAAGAAAAAAGAAUGAAUGAUUUCUUAUUUUCCAUGAUGCUCAAACUAAAGAAAUCAAAAGCAAUGCACAAAACUACCUCCCCAGAGAAAGACUAGUCCCUUUUCCUCUGCUUACAUUUCAUCAUGAACAUAGUAGAAAAUAGCAUCUUUUUAGCGAAUUUGAUGAAAAGCGCCAACACUUUUGAACUGAAAUACGACUUUUCGUGUGAGCUCUACCGAAUGUCCACAUAUUCCACGUUCCCUGCUGGGGUCCCUGUCUCAGAACGGAGUCUUGCUCGUGCUGGUUUCUAUUACACUGGAGUGAAUGACAAGGUCAAGUGCUUCUGUUGUGGCCUCAUGCUGGAUAACUGGAAACAAGGAGACAAACCCAUCGAAAAGCACAGGAAGUUGUAUCCGAGUUGCAGCUUUGUGCAGAGUCUCAACUCCGUCAACAAUUGGGAAGCAAACUCUCGGUCUACUUUUCCCUCUUCAGUCACAAACGCCACACAUUCAUUCCUCCCAAGUUGGGAACACAGUGGCUAUUUCAGUGGUUCAUAUUCAAGCCUUCCAUCAAAUCCUGUAAACUCCAGAGCCAAUCAAGAUUUUUCUGCCUUCAGGGUGAGUCCCUACCACUCUGCGAUGAGUACCGAAAAAGCCAGAUUACUCACCUACCAGUCGUGGCCAUUAACCUUUCUGUCACCGAUGGAUCUGGCUAAAGCAGGCUUUUACUACGUAGGACCCGGAGACAGAGUGGCUUGCUUCGCCUGCGGGGGAAAACUGAGCAACUGGGAGCCGAAGGAUGAUGCUAUGUCAGAACACCUGAGACAUUUCCCCAACUGUCCAUUUCUAGAAAACCAGCUCCAAGAUGCUUCGAGAUACACUGUUUCGAACCUUAGCAUGCAGACCCAUGCUGCCCGCUUCAAAACAUUCUUUAACUGGCCCUCGAGUCUUCUAGUUCAUCCUGAGCAGCUCGCGAGUGCAGGAUUUUAUUAUGUGGGUCACAGUGACGACGUCAAGUGCUUUUGCUGCGAUGGUGGACUGAGGUGCUGGGAACUGGGAGAUGACCCGUGGGUGGAACAUGCCAAGUGGUUUCCAAGGUGUGAAUACUUGAUAAGAAUUAAAGGACAGGAAUUCAUCAGUCGAGUCCAAGCCAGUUACCCUCAUCUACUUGAGCAGCUGUUAUCCACAUCAGACACUCCAGAAGAUGAAAAUGCAGAGCCACCAAUUGUUCAUUUUGGACCUGGAGAAAACCCUUCAGAAGAUGCAGUCAUGAUGAAUACGCCAGUGGUUAAAGCUGCCUUGGACAUGGGCUUCAGCAGAAGGCUAGUGAAGCAGACAGUCCAGAGUAAAAUCCUAGCCACCGGAGAGAACUACAAAACCAUCAGCGAUCUUGUACUGGAUUUGCUAAAUGCAGAAGAUGAAAUAAGGGAAGAGGAGAAGGAAAGAGCAAGCGAGGAAAAAGAGUCAGAUGAUCUGUCGUUAAUCCGGAAAAAUAGAAUGGCACUUUUUCAACAUUUGACUUGUGUGAUUCCAAUCCUGGACAGUCUUCUAACUUCUGGAGUGAUUAAUGAGCAAGAACAUGCUGUUAUUAAACAGAAAACACAAACAUCUUUACAAGCCAGAGAACUCAUUGAUAUUAUUUUAGUAAAAGGAAAUAUUGCAGCCACCGUAUUCAAAGAUUGUUUACAAGAAACUGACCCUGUAUUAUACAAGCAUUUAUUUGUGCAACAGGACAUAAAGUACAUUCCCACGGAAGAUGUUUCAGAUUUACCAAUGGAAGAACAAUUGCGGAGAUUACAAGAAGAAAGGACAUGUAAAGUGUGUAUGGACAAAGAAGUAUCCAUUGUGUUCAUUCCUUGUGGUCACCUCGUUGUAUGCAAAGAUUGUGCCCCUUCUCUAAGAAAAUGUCCUAUUUGCAGGGGUACAAUCAAGGGUACAGUUCGCACGUUUCUUUCAUAAAGAAGAUUGAAGCUUUGUACUUUAGAAUUAAUGGAUUAAAUGUAUCAUAAUGUUUACUUUUACACUGAUUUGAUAGUGAUUUUACUGUAAAUGUUUUAUUACAAUUCAGAAAACUUUUUGUAGAAAUAUGCCUUUAUUUCACCUCCAGACCUCUUCCAUACUUCCAUACUUCCCUAAGACCUCCUGAGUGUUGAGGCCCAGCUUAGGUCCCUUCCUAUAAGAUGUUUCUUCCUUUAUAAUGCUACAGCAUAAAGAUCAACACACCUGGCUUUCAUCUGUAGCAUUUUAUGGGAUGCCUGAGACAAAAAAUCAAACCAUCCCCUCAGUAAAUUUGUUUGUUCAUUUAUCUAUUGAUUCAUCCCAGAAGUCUCUCACUAUCCCUAACCAUGGGGAGAAGCCCCUCAUUUUACUCUCACCACUUGAGUAUUUAUUCUGGAACUUAGCAGCCCUUGGCACCAAUAGCUUGUCCUGGUGAAGAAAUGUGUUCUGUUUUGUUAGGGCGGCAACAUUGCCUCCAUUACAUAGCUUCAUGGAUACUCAACAUGUCCAACACAUAUUUCUCUAUUCUUUGUUCCCUCUAGAGGUAUUAGGACUUUAAAGACCAGAAGUAAAAUGGUAAUGGAGAGUAGGGUGGGGAAGACAGGCAAAGACCAAUCAUCUAAACGGCCCUAGAUGUCUGUUAGAGUUCUAAAAAGAAAGAUUAGAGACCACACAGGGGCCAGUG